Molecule: messenger RNA, 1074 nt
Organism: Juglans regia (Persian walnut)
Lineage: Eukaryota; Viridiplantae; Streptophyta; Magnoliopsida; Fagales; Juglandaceae
Exons: 2
Coding region: 1-1074 (357 amino acids)
Source: RefSeq, a predicted model, not a curated record
AUGGCUUCCGAGAAAACUGAUUCAUCUGUCAACGAUCCUCCCCCUACCAAUACCAAUAGUACUGGUUCUAAUACCAAUACCAAUACUAAUACCACUGGUUCUAAUACCAAUACCAAUACCAAUGAUCUCAAUACCAACCCUAAAGACCCAUCCAGCCCCUACUUCCUUAAUCCAAACAAUGGACCUAGAACCCUUCUUACCACUCAUCUCCUUACCGCAGAAAACUAUCAUUCUUGGGCUCUUACCAUCCAUAGAUCCCUUCGAAUCAAGAAGAAACUGAGCUUCAUUGAUGGUACGAUUCCUGAAUCUACUGCCCCAAACUCUGCUCUGUUAGAACCAUGGCUUGAAUGUAAUGACAUGGUUGUAACUUGGCUUCAAAAUGCAAUGUCCCUUGAACUCAAAAACAGUGUUGUGUAUGUUGAGACUGCUCAUGCCCUGUGGCUUGAGUUAGAGCAAUGCUUUGCACAAAACAAUGGCCCACAGAUUUAUGAAUUGAAACAAUCAAUCCACUCUCUUACUCAAGGGGAUGACUCUGUUAGUCUCUAUUUCUCAAAAUUAAAAAGUUUAUUUGAUGAACUUCUUAAUUUUGAAAUCAUUCCAUCUUGUGCAUGUGGGGCUAUGCAACCUGUCAUUGCAAACCAACAACGUGACUGGAUGAUGAAGUUCCUCAUGGGACUUAAUGAUUCUUUCACCAAUAUCAAAGCUCAAAUCAUUCUACUUAAACCCACCCCUACCUUGAGUGAAGUUUAUGCUCUUGUUCAACAAGAAGAGAAGCACAAAUGUUUCAAAGCCAAUCCUCCCCUUGAAAAACCCACUUGCACUCAUUGCAACCUUGUUGGCCAUACUGUUGACAGAUGCUAUAAACUACAUGGCUAUCCACCAGGCCAUAAAUUGGCUACUCGAAGCAAAGGUUCUGAUCCAUCAGCUAACCAAAUUAGUCUCUCCAACCGAGAACAGAUCACUGAGGACUCACAAGCUGCUCUUAGUAAAGAACAAUAUCAGCAUCUCAUUACUUUGCCCCAAUCUCAAGCUACACAGCAGGCUGCUAAACAAGUUCAGCCCCUUGAUAGAUAA